Messenger RNA from Populus euphratica (Euphrates poplar), 361 nucleotides. RefSeq lists its product as uncharacterized. The annotation marks the transcript as partial. The record is from RefSeq and is a predicted model, not a curated record. Gene Ontology annotation, molecular function: metal ion binding. The transcript has 3 exons. NCBI's taxonomy places the organism in Eukaryota, Viridiplantae, Streptophyta, Magnoliopsida, Malpighiales, Salicaceae.
AUCUUUCCGCAUCUAUAAAUAAGGGGUCACUUCUUUAUAGGGUCGAACUACUCAAAUUCUUUACAUGCAAAGCAUAUUCAUUCGAAUAUAGUUAUCGAAUAUGAAGCAAAAAAUAGUGAUCAAAGUGCAAAUGCAUUGCGAGAAAUGUAGGACCAAAGCCAAGAAGAUUGCUGCCACGGCAUGUGGUGUAACUUCGGUGGCGCUGGAGGCAGCCAAAGAUCAGAUAGUGGUGAUCGGAGAGGAAGUUGAUUCGGUUAAGCUGGCAAAGUCACUAAGGAAAAAGGUUGGCCAUGCCGUUUUGAUGAGCGUGCAAGAAGAGAAAGAGAAAGAUAAAGGUAAAGAUGAGAAGAAAGGAGAUGAU